Molecule: messenger RNA, 1825 nt
Organism: Lytechinus variegatus (green sea urchin)
Lineage: Eukaryota; Metazoa; Echinodermata; Echinoidea; Temnopleuroida; Toxopneustidae
Product: trace amine-associated receptor 8a-like
Exons: 2
Coding region: 74-1156 (360 amino acids)
Biological process (GO): adenylate cyclase-activating adrenergic receptor signaling pathway
Cellular component (GO): membrane
Molecular function (GO): dopamine neurotransmitter receptor activity, coupled via Gi/Go; G protein-coupled receptor activity
Source: RefSeq, a predicted model, not a curated record
CAUACAACAAAAGAAAUUUAGAAAAUCGUUUGAGAGAAGUUUUCUCAUUGCUUUCUUACUUUCAGCCAAAGUCAUGUCGAGUCAUAAUUUUCAGAAUAACCUUUCUUUUGAUGGUUUAUCGGGGACGGAUACGCCAGAUUAUCCUCCAUUUUAUCCUGAUAUGCCGGGAGCACCUUCUGGUAAAGGGGUUGCCAGCGGCAUUUUCACAAUUGUCUACGCGUGUCUCAUCAUCGCAUCCAAUAUCGUCAUGAUCGUCGCAUACUUCGUCGAGAAACGACUGCAGACGUACAACAACUCCUUCAUCAUCAAUCUCAUUAUCAGCGAUUUAUUGGUCGGAUUCUCUCUCGUCGUCUUUUUCGUCACGAAUUGUACCCCAAGUGGAUCCCCACUCUGCAAGAUCUUCAUCGGCGUCAAUGAGGGAUUGCUGAGUGUUUCGGUGAUCACCAUCGUUGUCAUAUGCGCUGACCGACACCGCGCGACGUAUGACCCUAUCAAACACUUCACGAGCAAAAGCAACAGGAAGGCGUGCCUCCUCAACUCCAUCCCUUGGGUUGUGGCUUUUGUCUUUUGGAUCCUGUUUGCGUUGUUUGGAUUUGAGGCCACAUCCCCGAUUAAUGGUCGCAGUCCUGUUCGGAUGGUCGGGUUGUCCCUACCGAUCCUGAUGACCCUCGUACCCUUGGUAAUCAUCACCGUUCUCUACGCCAGAAUCCUCUACAAGAUCAGGACCUCCCUCGGAGCUCAACGCCUGAAAGACAGGUUUGAUGUGAAGUCCGAUGAUGCAGGCACCAAAGGAGACACGGACUCGAGCUGCACAGCUAGCACUGAUAUUCAGCAAACAGGACACAAAGAAAAGUCUGAAAGAAAGCCCGGGAAACGAGAAUCUGAAGCUUCCGCCCGUAAAGCCACUCGCAGUCUCUCUUUUAUCAUCAUCUCCUUUCUGGUUUCUUGGAUGCCCUACGUCAUCUUCGUGAUCGGUAACAUCAUCGACGAGUCCCUCCUCCUCGACGGGAAUAAGCUCUCGAGUAUCGUUCUCGCCUUCAUCCUGACGGUUCGCUUCACAAAUAGUUUCCUGAAUCCGCUAAGCUACGCCGCUGCACAACCCCUCUUUCGGCACACCGUAGCGGGAAUGUUUUGUAAUCCAAAGCAGCUCUGUUAAUAUCAAACUGAAGUUUACAGUCAUUAUAACAAAACAUAAUGCCCCUUUUCAACGAUAAAUGCAAUUUUAACAUUCCCUUUUUUCUAGAAAACUUAUUCAUUCUGCGUGAACAUUGUCGCUAAGGAUUGUUAUUUCCGGGCCGAAGAACCAAGAGGGGGCUAGCUCCCCCCUCACAUUUUGUUUUCAAUGAACGUGUACAAAAACGAAAAAGGAAUCAUAUAAUUGUUUUUUUUAAUGGACAGACACCCCUCCCCCUCCUCCUCACCUUACAGGAACAGUUUCGCGGGCCCGGAUUUCUAUUUCAAAGUGUUAACAUAAUUCUGCACUGUGCAACAAUGCCAUUCAAGUCCGAAUCCAAUUUAUUUAUUCUCAUUUUCAAGUUAUAAACAACGAAAACCGAAUGAACCUCAUGAGGAAUCAUUGAAUGAGUAAUAUCCCGGGGUAAUAUCUUAAGAAGAUGGUCAGUACAUAACUGGGAUAAUUAAAGAUCCUAAUGUACAUGAAGUUGACACCAGGCUAGACUGGUAGUUUGGUAAAUAAAUUUUCUUUUAAUCAUAGAUUACAGUAAUCUUAAUCAUUUGUAAAAUAGAACGGAUUUCGGGCACGUUUUAAAAACAAAAAAAGGAAAUAUACAGAAAUAUUGGAAGGGAGUAAGAUUUAUGAUUUGUC